AUGCAGCCCCUGGUCGUGGGCACGCUGCUCACCCACCUGGGGGACACGCCUCAGCCUGGCCCUGAGGACAGCCUGAGGCAGGGCCCCUUCUCCCAUGGGGCCCCUGGGAGAGCAGCCGACUGGGAGGCUGGGGCCAAGCCCAGGUUCCGUGCACCUGCAGCCAAGGAUGACAUGGCGGCUCUGAGGUGGCCCGGGCCCUCCUGGCAGCUGGACCCGCCCUGGGCAGCUGCCCAUAUGGUUGGGUCUGAUGACCUCAAGGAGCCAGGCCCCCAGGGGAAGGCCCACAGCCUGCCCGUGUGGUCCGCAGGCCCGGACGCCCAGGAUGGGGACAGCUCGGUGUCAUCGGGCCGGCUCUCGGGCUCCUCGGGGGGCCACAAGGGGCAUGUGUCCUGGAAGGAGAGGCCACCCCAGGUGUUGGGGCCCCGGCGGCAGCCCAGAAAGAGUGACCCUCGGCUGGAGCAGCUGAGGGACAGGAUCCGGGCCCAGGCACGGUGGCAGGGGAGCUGCGCGUCCCUGGGUGCCUCAGACCCCUCCAGCCCCCACAAAGUCCCCGCGCUGGCACUUGCGAGGAAGACCCAAGAGACGACAAACCCCCCUCCAGCCUCUGAAUGCUCAGUUCUAAGGGAAAAAGCCAAAAGGAUCAGAAGCAGUUCCUGCAAAAGAGAGAAGACCCCCAAGUCGCCCUCCCCUAGAAGAGUGGCCAAAGACAAAGAUGAAGAUUCGGAGCUGGCUGGUGUGUACGCCUGGAGGAAGGGACAAGCUCUAGUGAGGUCGCUGCUUGGGCCCCCUCCCGCCCUCCGCGGGUUCCAGAGCAAGGCCCCCUGCCGAGACCCGGCUCUCACCUCGGACUUAGGAAGCAGCAGGAAAGUCACAGCUACCAAGCGCUCGCCUGUCUGCGCUCGGUGGCCCAGUGCCACCUCCGCCCACAGUGACCAGCGGGUGUCUGGGAACACACCCAGCCUGGCUUCCUUUGACCAGCCGGCGACCAUCCAGACGGCCAUGGCCAUCCUACGAGACCUGCGCCAGCAAAUCCAGGCUGGGCUGGAGCUGGCCCAGAGCCGGGAGGGAGGCCGAGAGCUCGGGCCGUCAAAGCGGAGGCUGUGGGACGAGGCAGGGACCCCGUCCACCCGCCCUCAGCCGCCUACUCCCCGCAGGACCCCGGGGGCACACAGCUCCUUCUCUAAGAGUCCCUGGGCUGGGAAGGAAGGGAAGCGUUCCUCUUUAGAGAUGGCUAGGAGUUUCCACUCCCGGCAGCCCGGGAGCUUCUCCACUGAAUGGGAGUCCUGCCCGCAGGGGGCCUGGGGGGCCCCAAAACAGGACCGCCCCUUCCAGAGGCCAGAGAGUCCCCGUGAGAGGUUGGGCCGCUUCUCCCGGCGGCCCUGGAGUACGUUGGCAGGGCAGGCCUGCGGUCCACGGAGGGCCUGGGGGGCCCAAAGACAGGGCCCAGCCUCCCAGAGGCCCGGGAGCCCCCCUGAAAAGCUGAGCCCCUCCCCCCGGCAGCCCUGGAGUGCUAUGGCCACGCAGCCCUGUCCUCGGAGGGCCUGGACUGCUUGUGAAGACCAGGAGGCCCCACUCCCCAGUCCAUGGAACCCUCUGGAAAGGCCUGGUCCUCCAGCCCAGCGCCCCUGGAGCAGCUCCUGCGUGCAGAGGGCCAGCCCCCGGGCCCAGGGCAGAGGCAUUGGCUCCUCUGCCUCAGGUGCCAAGCAUGCCAUGCCAAGGCCCACCGGGAGCUUCCCUCAGAGCUCACCUGGGAAGGAGAAGGACGCGCCACGGCCCUGCCCCAGGCCCCGAGGGCUCCCGGGACACAGCCCCGAGUCCCUGCGGGAGUUCAUGCGCCAGAAGGCACAGGCUCGGCGGCAGCAGGCCCUGGAGGAGAAGGCGGCGGCCCUGCGCGCACGGGAGCUGAGGAGCCAGAGGCUGCAGGAGGUCUACAGGCGGCAGAGGGAGGCCGUCCUCGGCACCGCAGGCCCCGUGGUCUCCCGGACCACCCCUGGCAUCGUGACCUUUGUCCCCAGUUCCGCACAGUCUGGGGAUCUGGAAGCCUCCGGGAGCCUGGAGUCACCCGUGCUGGAGUGGAGCAAGGUGACCUCUGGCGUGGUGCUGGGGGGCCAGGAAGCCCCAGGCAGCUUCUGCCUGUGUUUGAACAGAGCCUGGAACCGUGCUGAGACCCUACAGCCCACAGGGACGGGGGGCCCCCAAGAUGGCUGGGGUGCCCCCACACUGCUGUUAGCCUCACCCUCACUGGGAUCCCUGGAGCCCCAGGACCUGACUGCUCACUACCUACCCCGGGAGCUGUGCAUCUACCUGGACCCGAAGGAAGCCGAGCAUCUGGGCACUUCCAGCCCCCUGCAACUCCAGCAUAAGCAGGCGCGGCUGCAGGCACUAGAGACCACGGCCAGAGUCCUCAAGCAGAGGGUCGACAGCCUCACCGCCAAGCUGCAGGGUGCCGAGGCACCGGACACCGUCGGGGACCCAGCCUUGGGCCUGCCACGCUCGAGGCCCUGCACCCUGCCUGCCAACCCCACGCUUGCCACCCCAGCCUGCCCUGGAGGCUUGAGGCCCAACGAGGGCAGAGGGGCACCCAGGGACUGGGCCAGUGUGCAGCCCCAGCCCCUUCUCCCCGCCACCUGCUUCCUGGAUGGCGAAACACUGCCAUGGGGCCCCAGCUGGGAGCAACAGCAGAGCGUGAGCCCGAGGGCCCACCAUGAGAGCAAGCCCCGAGGUUUCCCAGAGGAGGGACUUGUGGAUGUGAAACCGGACAAAAGGCUGGAAAAAGGCAUGGCCCCCUUCCAGACCCUCGGCACCUCUGCAGGGAGCUCACACACGGACCCGAUCUGGGGCUCCCUGCAACUGGAGGAGAUGCCGGCAGCCGGAGGGGCAGACUCCGUGGCGCCCUGGACCCCCCGGAGCUGCGGUCAGCAGGAGGACACGUGCGUGAGACGCCUUCCCAGCACCCAGCAAAAGACCUCCAGCUUUCUGGAUUCUUUCCAGCUGGAGCGGCAGAAGCAGGCGCUGGCCCUACUGCGGCAGCGGGCCGAGCUGGAGGCCUGGGAGACGCAGCAGGCCCUGGACAGGCUGCUCUUCAGGAGUCGGCUGGAGCAGCUGAUGGAGAGACACUCAACCCAGGCCAGGUCAGAGAAGGUGUCGAAGCUGGAGCAGCCUCAGAUUUUUGAGGACAGAGAGCAGACCACAGCCUCUCAGAGCACAGUAAUGGCCACACCCAGGUCACACCCACCUCUGGAGACAGACGCUGCCACAUCCUCCCAGGGUCCCAAGGACAGAUCAGCCUCUGCAGAGGUGGGGGGCCCUGACGGAACCCUAUCCCAGCUGUCCCUGGCCAAGCUCGUCCCUCCGGAUACCCCCGCCCACCAGACGUGGGAGCGGAGCCUGCGGGAGGAGGAGCUGCGAGCGCAGCACCAGGCGGCGCUGCUGCGCCUGCGCGAGACGGCGCUCCGGGAGAGAACGCUCGCCGAGCUGGCCUCGCUGGAGCAUCGGCGAGGGUGCCUGGACAGCAAGAGGGACGGAGCCCUGCUGGCCGUGCUGGCGGAGAAGCAGCAGCAAGCCCUCAGCAGAUUCGAGAAGGAGCAGAGGGAAAUCCGAUACCUGUGGCACACGCACCUGCUCAGGCACCGGGACAGGACGCGGCUCCUGCAGCAGCAGAGGGACGUCUCCACGCCGAGGCCUGCGGAUGUCCCCCCCACGCCGAGGCCCGAGGACGCCCUCCCCUUCCUCGAGCUGCAGGCCCAGGCCAAGCUGCCGCAGGGUCCCGGCCCCAAAGUCAAGGCCACCUGGGAGGAAAGCUUAGAGACAAGCCUGAGGCUGGAGCCCUCCCCAUGUUCCCUGAUACCACACAGGCCCAGCAGCCCUGCCGGCUGCCACCCACAGAGCAGCCCUUCGAGCUCAAAGGACACACACCCUCCCGGAGAGCAACCCCAGGAUGUGAUGGUGCCCCAGAUAGCCUCCCACACGGACGGUCACCAGCAGCCUCCGAGUUCGGCGUGGGGAGAGGACACACUGGACCCCCGGGGCCCGCUGGUGGGGAAUGGCAGCCACAUCAGCCAAGAACCUGGGGAGCAGCCUCGGGUCCCUCUGUCGGGUCUGCAACACGAGAGCCCCCCUGACAGAUGGCAGCUGGGCCCAGCCUUUCCCGGCCCUGUGCCACGUCCACACCCCUGUCUCACCAUGGAGGCCGAGGAGGCGGAGGGGUGCCUUCCCACAGCUCAGCGCAGGCCGUGGGAGGCGAAGGAGCCGCCGCCAGGAGACCCUCAGACCAAGCCCAGCCCUUCCUUAGCAGGGAAGCCCCUGGCUCCGACAGACAGCCAUGGGGAGAGCUUCAGGGAAUGCAGCCGUCGCUCCGGGGACAGAGAGGGUCCUUGUGGCCCCCAGGAAGCCAGUCAGGUGGCUGAGGGCAGCAUGAGCCAAGAAGGCUGGGAACUGGCUCAGGAUUUUGCUGAGAGCCCCGUGGAGGAGUCCCAGGAAACCGAGAGCUGGCGAUCGGGGGAGCAGAGGACAGAGGCCUGUCAGCGGGAGGUCCCCGGCAUCUCCGUCAGGCUGGAAGCUGCCCAGGCAGCUGUCUCCCCAGCUCCUGUGGCUCCUGAGGAGGCGGCGCCCCCCAUCCUGCUCCCAGGCAGUCCCCUGCUCCCCGCCUUCUCCUCCUGGGCACCGGGCUCUGAAUCUGCUUCCGGAACCUGCCGUGGGCCUUCAGAAGAAGCCACAGAGUCAUCCUACACCUCCCCAGCAGCCUCUGUGAGGCACCUGUCCUGUCCCUUUCUCUGGGAGUUCCAGAAAGCAGCGGCCACCUUGAUCCAGCUUUCUGACAGCUCCAGCUCUCUUUCACAGGACACAUCACCUGGGGAGACAGGUUUGGAAGCUGAAGACUCCCCAGAGGAAGGUAUCAGCUGGCCUGGGGAGCUCUCUCCCCAACGCUCCUUGGAGGAAGCUGGGUCGCCUUUGUCCUGGGCGACAGACCGGGGUGAGCUUUGGCCCGGCAGCAUUCCUGGGGGUGGAGGACUGCUGACCUGGCAGAGGCCUCGAGGCAGUCGGGCCCGACCCCUGCAGGGCUGCUUCGUGGACACGGCCAUGGCAGGAGAUUCAGAGCCUGAGCAACACCCGGAGGUGGGCCAGCUGCUGCCUUUCCCAGAUGUCCCCUCUCCAAGGUCAGGGUCAGAACUGUCAGAGGCCUCCAGCAAAGUCUGGGGCAAGGACAGCGAGGAGGACCUGCUGGAACCGUGUCCCGAUGCCGACCUGGCCUCAGUGAGCUUCCUGCCUGCAGGUGGCUCAUCAGACCCCAAAAGCGGCAUGGAGCCCCAGAUGGCUCUUCCCUCCACACAGCCCUGGAAGGUGCAGGAAGCUUCUGGGACCGGCAAGAGCCUGACAGGGGUGGCGGACACAGGAGAAGCUCAGCAGGCACCCCCGGAGGCUGCCCGUGUGGUGUUCCCACCCCAAAUCCCUUCCCCUGGUGACUCAGACUCACUGCCGGCCUUUCCUUUGGGGACCUCUGAGGGGGAAGGGGCGGAUUUGGGCAGAGGAGGAGAGACUUCCAGUCUGUCCACCAAGAGCAAACCCCUGCACCUCACGCCAGAGCCCAAGACCUUGGUGACCCUGCAGGCUCCUCCUGGGGACCCUGGCAGGCUGGCACCCCCAGCAGCUGAGAGCCGGGCACCUGGGCCUGGCGGGAACGGAGCCCCCGCUGUCCUGGAAGAAGCCUGUCCCCGACUUGCCCGCGGCAUCCUGACUGAGAUCCGGUCUCCCGUGGACGAGGUGCUGUCCUACGGCAGUGCCGACCUCCCGUCCUCCAUCCAUAGGGAGGCCCCGCUGCCCCCACCCCUUCCCACCCCCCACGCACAGAGUGACGCCGAAGACACUACUACCCCAGGCUCGGAUACCUUCCCUUCCCCGCCCCUGGGGCCCCUUGGGGAGGACACGGCUGUCACCACCCAGGACUUAUCCUCCUUGUCUGAGGAGAGUCUGCUGGAGGCCCUGUUCCCCGGGCCCCAGGAGUCCGAGGCACCCCAGAAGUUGGGGCUCUGCCCAGGAGCAGCUAGACCAGGUGGAAGCCUUGAGGACCAGUUGGGAAGGUCUAGUUCUGUAGCAGAGGAUGAGGCCGGAGGCAGCCAGUGGCCUGAACCUGUCAGCUGGCCAGGGUCUUCCUCGAGCGCAGGGUCAGGCAGAGGCCCUGGAGGGCUCCCAGAGCCACCAGUGCAGCCCACAGCUCCAUCCAGAGUGGCCUCUGUGGCCAGGGAGGGUCUGUCAGGGCUGCUGGCCACUGGCGACACAGACGUGAUGCUCCUCAGUUCCUCGGGGGAGCAGAAUCCUGCUUUGGACACAGGGUUCUGGGCUGAUGAGGAUGUCUCUGGCAGUCGGGGAGAGCCCUGGGAGGGAGUGCAGAGCUUUGGGUGUGCAGGGAGCCGGGGAGGGUCGGGGCAGCUCUCUGUGGGUCUGGAUGAGCUCCUAGACACUGCUUCAUCUGCUGUGGGGUCCCUGGGCAGCCAAGCCUGCUUGGCAGAGACCCUCACCAGGGGCCGAGACCCCAAAGAAAUGCUGGGUAAGAGCAGGAAGGCAGCCACACCCACACAGGCAGCCAUGCCGUUCCCCCAGCCAGCAGUUCCAGCAGCCUCUCCCCCAGGCCAAGUGCCCUUGGCCGCCCAAGGACAGGCUGGGUCCCUUUAGCUGCUGGCGAGGACAUUGAGGGAGGCCUGAGCUGUCAGCUAGAGGACUUGCUUGGGCCCAAGGGCUCACUAGGCAGAGAGCCGCUCCUAGAGACAGGUUCAGGCUGCCCUGCCCAUCUCCCAGGUGGGGCGAGAGACCAGGUGGUGGACUUGGUCUCCACGAAGCUCACCAGGAGGGUCCUACUCGAGUCCUUAGCAGCUCUCUCCACACUGGCCCCCCAGGGGAGCCCCUAGGGAGUGUUUUCUGGAAAUACAGAGAUGCACAGGCGUCUUUAA
This is a messenger RNA of Saimiri boliviensis boliviensis (Bolivian squirrel monkey), 6944 nucleotides long. The record is from RefSeq and is a predicted model, not a curated record. Lineage: Eukaryota; Metazoa; Chordata; Mammalia; Primates; Cebidae.